Molecule: messenger RNA, 1374 nt
Organism: Cryptococcus wingfieldii CBS 7118
Lineage: Eukaryota; Fungi; Basidiomycota; Tremellomycetes; Tremellales; Cryptococcaceae
Exons: 8
Coding region: 1-1374 (457 amino acids)
Biological process (GO): carbohydrate metabolic process
Molecular function (GO): hydrolase activity, hydrolyzing O-glycosyl compounds
Source: RefSeq, a predicted model, not a curated record
AUGACCACUACGGGUUCUGACUUGAGGCUUGUCUCUUCUCCUACCAUCGGCGGCCUUCACGAUGGUACCAACACGCAGGUCUACACCAACGCCGAUAUGAAGAACCAGGCUACCGUCUGGGCCGGUGAACUCCACAAGGUUAACGGUGCAUGGCACAUCUACUACUCCCACAAGGAGAGGAUCUGGGCUAUCAAGGGAGGAGAUAAUCCUCUAGACGAGUACGCCGAUCCCGUACAGUUGUACGACCACUUUGGUAUCGACAACACCGUCCUCGCCCACAACGACAACAAUUAUCUACUCUGGGCCUGCCACUCCACUGACGUCUCGAACAAUACGAUCGCCGGCUCUUCCAUGUGCAUCUCUCACCUCACCACACCCACUUCCAUCAACAAGGACGAGAUCUCUGUCAUCAGCCGACCCACUGAGGCUUGGGAGCAGGUCGGCGGGCAUGUAAACGAGGGUGCGCAGCCUUUGUAUUGGGAUGGGGAGAUCUAUGUCACGUACUCGGCGAGCUUCUGUACCAAGCCAGACUACAGUCUGGGUCUGCUUCAUCUCAUUGGGGAUGACCCCAUGGACCCCGCUGCUUGGUCUAAAGUGACUGACGGUCCCGUCUUCUCGUCUGGUAAUGGCGAGUAUGGCCCUGGCCAUAACGGUAUCUUCACCUCGCCCGACGGUACAGAGCUAUGGAAUGUCUACCACGCCGUGACUAAUGCCAACGGGUCUUGUGGCAUGGACCGUCAAACGUUCGUCGAAAAGGUGGACGUAUCGCAGUUCACUUCGAAAGGACCUAUCUUUGGCACUCCUGCAAAAAAAGGGGUAGUAGCAGAGGGCCCUUCUGGUGAAGGCAACAACACCGGACAGUCUUCCUCUUCAGCCCUCUCAGCCACUUCUGCUGCUACACGCUCUUCCUCUGCCUCUUCCAACGCUGCUUCUUCAAGCGACGCCACUCCCACUAUUUCUCUCACCACAUCUUCCAUCGUCGCGUCUACCGCCCUUUCUUUGACGGCUUCCCUCUCGACAACCGAGUCCUCUGGCGAGUCUCCCACCGCCUCAUCCUCAGCCUCUUCCGAAGAAGAAGACGAAGCGUCUACCAGCUCUCAUUCCCGUGGCGGGCACCACACUACUCAAAGCGGAGAUGGCGGUAUCGCCCUCAUUGCCUCCGGAUCCGAAUCUGCCUCCUCCCUUGACAGCUCAUCUAGGACGACCGUGACCGUUGGUCAAGGAGAGGUCACCAGAACGACUACGCUGUUCGUGACUGCCAAGACCUCGCAGGCGCUUGCUGCUGAAGUGACUUCGACAUUGGGCACGGGCGGCUUAUCUUGCAAGGCCAAGCGAGCCCGAGUGGCUGAGGCGGCAAGUCUUCUUGUGGUAUAA